Messenger RNA from Puccinia triticina, 1350 nucleotides. RefSeq lists its product as uncharacterized. Gene Ontology annotation, cellular component: spindle; nucleus; cytoplasm. Bases 1 to 1350 code for a protein of 449 amino acids. The record is from RefSeq and is a predicted model, not a curated record. Gene Ontology annotation, molecular function: structural constituent of cytoskeleton; GTP binding. The transcript has 9 exons. Gene Ontology annotation, biological process: microtubule cytoskeleton organization; nuclear migration by microtubule mediated pushing forces; mitotic cell cycle. Lineage: Eukaryota; Fungi; Basidiomycota; Pucciniomycetes; Pucciniales; Pucciniaceae.
AUGCGUGAAAUCAUCUCCAUCCAUGUCGGCCAGGCGGGUGUCCAGAUCGGCAAUGCCUGCUGGGAGCUCUACACCAUCGAGCAUGGCUUGACUCCCGAUGGCCGAAUCCUCGACGAAUCUGCUGCCAAGCGGGAAGAGGGCUUCAGUACUUUCUUCUCUGAAACCGGCAGCGGGAAAUAUGUCCCUCGCAGCAUAUACGUCGACUUGGAACCGAAUGUAAUCGAUGAGGUUCGCACUGGAACCUACCGCUCACUCUUCCACCCCGAGACUAUGGUCUCCGGCAAAGAAGACGCAGCAAACAAUUAUGCUCGUGGACACUACACCGUCGGUAAAGAGCAAAUCGAUGUGGUGAUGGACCGUGUGCGAAAGUUGGCCGACAACUGCUCUGGUCUCCAAGGCUUUUUCGUCUUCCACUCCUUCGGUGGAGGCACCGGUUCAGGAUUCGGAGCCUUGCUACUCGAGCGUCUCAGCGGCGAUUACGGCAAGAAGGCGAAGCUGGAAUUCACGGUCUAUCCGGCGCCGAAGAUGUCGAACUCUGUUGUCGAGCCCUACAACUCGAUCCUCACGACUCAUACCACUUUAGAACAUGUCGAUUGCUCGUUCAUGGUCGACAACGAAGCCAUCUACGACAUCUGUCGGAAGAACCUCGGCGUCCAAUCGCCUGGUUAUACCAACCUCAACCGACUGAUCUCUCAGGUUGUUUCAUCGGUCACGGCCUCCUUGCGAUUCGAUGGAAGCUUGAACGUCGACUUGAACGAGUUCCAGACCAACCUGGUGCCCUUCCCGCGGAUCCAUUUCCCCUUGGCAUCCUAUGCGCCCAUCAUCAGUCGAGAGAAAGCGGUGCACGAGAGCAACAGUGUAGCGGAGAUGACGAUGACGUGUUUUGAGCCGAACAACCAGAUGGUCAAGUGUGACCCCCGCCAAGGCAAAUACAUGUCCUGCGCCCUACUCUACCGCGGCGAUGUCGUGCCCCGAGACGCUAAUGCAGCCGUGACGACGAUCAAAACUAAACGGACUAUCCAAUUCGUCGACUGGUGUCCUACCGGAUUCAAGCUCGGCAUCUGCAACGAGCCUCCAGCGAGCGUUCCCGGCGGCGAUACGGCUGCCGCUAGCCGCAGUCUUUGCAUGCUUAGUAACACCACGGCCAUUGCAGCUGCUUGGAGCCGACUGGACCACAAGUUCGACCUGCUUUACAGCAAGCGCGCCUUUGUUCAUUGGUAUGUCGGCGAGGGAAUGGAGGAGGGCGAAUUCUCGGAAGCCAGAGAAGAUUUGGCAGCCUUGGAGAAAGAUUACGAGGAGGUUGGAAUCGAUAGUGCUGAUGUUGAAGAAGAAGAGGGAGUGGAAUACUAA